Molecule: messenger RNA, 687 nt
Organism: Tetrahymena thermophila SB210
Lineage: Eukaryota; Ciliophora; Oligohymenophorea; Hymenostomatida; Tetrahymenidae
Exons: 1
Source: RefSeq, a predicted model, not a curated record
AUGACCAAUUCAGGAACACAAACUAAGAUGAUAAGUAUUAUAGUUCUUCUGAAAAUAGUAAUAAAAGAAGCGAUUAUUAAGAAGAUAUCGAUUCGAAUUAUCAAAAUAAGGAUGAAGAUAUAGACACAACUCACCAUCAAACUUAUGAAAACAAUAAAGAGAGAAUAAGAAAUAAAAGAAAGAGUAAUAAUAGUACAGGUGGCAGCUAUUAAAAAAGAGGAGGUUAAAAGUACGUUUUAGUAUAAUAUUGUAUUGGGUGAUCAUACAAAGGCAAUUUUAUGCAGUUAAAACAAGCCAUAGAAUCCAGCAUACCUAAUGUUUAAGUUGAGGGUACUGAAUACCCUAUUACAGCUUAAAAGCAGUUAAUUUGCAAUAUAAUUACUGCAAUUCAAUAUGGAGGUAUUGCAUUUAUGUUCUUUGGAGAUACUUUGUUUUAAAUGCUUAAAAUUGCCCCCCCUCAAUGGUAUUACUCAUUAAAGGAAAAUAAAUGGACAACCAUUAUAUUCCUUUUCAUGGUGGGAAACAUGGUUAUAUCCUAAAUCUCACAAAGCGGAGCUUUUGAAGUUUUUUGCAAUGAUAAGUUAAUUUUUUCUAAGAUUCAGUCAAAUAGAAUGCCUAGCUUAGAUGAAAUAAUAGACCCUAUAUCAAAUAUGUGAAAAUUAUGAAAGAAAUUUUUCUUAUAUUUGA